CCUGCUGGCUGUCCAAUGCACAAGGCCGGGUCAGAUUCGAUGGGGUCGUCGCCAUUCUCUGCUGCGAACAGCCUGAAUCCGCUCAAUUACAUGCCUUUUCUCUCUCAAGCGCGGGAGUCCGUCAAGCAGACUGUGGAGCUAUCGACCGAGCGCAUAGUCAGCUCAAUACCUCGAAGUCAAUCAUCUGCUCCGGCGGGUGCCUCUCCUUACGACGCGCCUGCUUCCACCUCGGACGGCGCGUCGAGCUGCCCCGUCAUGCACGAUGCCACAGGCGGAUCGUCAAGCAAGGAAGCGCAAGCGAGCAACUGGGAAUACCCUUCGCCACAGCAAUUCUACAACGCGCUGGUGCGAAAAGGGUGGGAAACGCCAGAGGAACACGUCGAGAUGAUGGUGCUGGUGCACAACUUCUUGAACGAGGAAGCCUGGAAACAAGUGCUGGAGUGGGAAGAAAAGUGCGGCAGAGAUUCCAAGUCCACAUCUCUCGUCAAAUUUCAGGGGCGUCCAGGCACCUUGUCGCCCAAAGCUAGAUUCUACUCGUACCUCGGCGCCAUCGCACCCAACACUUACAGCUCCGAGCCGCCGUUCGACCGGCACGAUUGGGUCGUUAGAUCAUCCCUCAAGUCGGCCAACUCUGUCUCUACGGCAUCAGCACCACAAGGGGAUCAGAGAUAUGUCAUCGAUUACUACUCUGGACCUGACGAUCCAGAGACCGGAGAGCCCGUGUUUCACCUGGACAUCAGACCGGCGCUGGAC
Molecule: messenger RNA, 753 nt
Organism: Ceraceosorus guamensis
Lineage: Eukaryota; Fungi; Basidiomycota; Exobasidiomycetes; Ceraceosorales; Ceraceosoraceae
Product: cytochrome c and c1 heme-lyase
Exons: 4
Biological process (GO): cytochrome c-heme linkage
Cellular component (GO): mitochondrion
Molecular function (GO): holocytochrome-c synthase activity
Source: RefSeq, a predicted model, not a curated record